GUGGGAGGAGCAGUUGCCCAGCUGCCGCCCGGCGCUUCCUGUUUCCGGUUCCCGGAGUGGAGCACCGCGAGGCGCCGUGGGGAACGCUGGCGGUGACAAGCUCCCUGGGACCGGGGUCUGCGGCUGGCCCCUCGCUGGCCCUGUCUCCCAGCCCCAGGCAGGGACUCCCCUUGGGAGUCUGAACUUUGGCCACUCCCUUUGCCCACGACACUAGAACUGAGGAGUUGGUAAACUGCUUUGGAAGUUGAGAUAUUCUUUUUUAAGCACACCUUGCAGAAAUUAUCAACAACAGCCUGUAGACAGUAACUCCUCAUCAAGGCCAGCACUGUCCUCUUUGCUGAAUGUACAUUGUGUCCCUGUCCUGAAGGGGCACAGGAAGGACAGCAGCAUAUACACUUUCUCCCAAAAGGAUGUCCCCCUUCUACCGCUGCUGGGGGACUGGACCACUGCUGCUGCUACUCCUGGCCAUCACGGUAAGAGAAUCCUGGCAGGCAGAAGAAAAAACCUGCGACCUGGUAGGAGAAAAGGGCAGAGAAUCAGAGAGAGAGUUGGCUGUACUGAAGAGGAUGACACCCCUGUUUAACAAAAGCUUUGAGAGCACUGUGGGCCAGGGGCAAGACACGUAUAUGUACAGAUUCAGGGUGUGCAGGGAAGCUGGUAACCACUCCUCCGGGGCAGGCCUGGUGCAGAUCAACAAAAGUAACGGGAAGGAGACAGUAGUGGGGAGAAUCAACGAGACUCACAUCUUCAAUGGAAGUAAUUGGAUUAUGCUGAUCUAUAAAGGGGGUGAUGAAUAUGACAAUCACUGUGGCAAGGAGCAGCGUCGUGCAGUGGUGAUGAUCUCCUGCAAUCGACACACCCUAGCGGACAAUUUUAUCCCUGUAUCUGAGGAGCGAGGCAAAGUCCAAGAUUGUUUCUACCUCUUUGAGAUGGAGAGUAGCCUGGCCUGUUCCCCAGAGGUCUCCCACCUCAGUGUGGGUUCUAUCUUACUUGUCACGUUUGCAUCACUGGUUGCUGUCUAUAUCAUCGGGGGGUUCCUAUACCAGCGAUUGGUGGUGGGAGCCAAGGGAAUGGAGCAGUUUCCCCACUUAGCCUUCUGGCAGGAUGUUGGCAACCUGGUAGCAGAUGGUUGUGACUUUGUGUGCCGUUCUAAACCCCGAAAUGUGCCUGCUACAUAUCGUGGUGUGGGGGAUGAUCAGCUGGGGGAGGAUUCAGAAGAAAGGGAUGAUCAUUUACUACCAAUGUGAAUGCACUUUAUACGCCCAGCUUCUUCAGUCCCCCAAACCAAAGCAUACUCAGCCAGAUUUCUUAAGCAGUCUAUUGCAGCCUCUCAUCUCACCCUAAAUGUUGCUCUUGCUUUCAAUUUGCUUUUGGUUUACAUCCUUUUCUCACUAUAGAAAUGCCUUCCCUAUUGUUCCCUAUUUUUGUUUUCCCCUCUAGAGAGGUACUAUAAUUAUAAUAAGGCCUGUGACAAAAGGCACUAUGUCUUGGUAUAGGAAGGUACAUGUAGGACUAGUUAUGAGCAAAAGCAUGUGGCAGCUUUGCUGGCCUUUUCAAACACAUUUUCACAAGUUUUUAAGACACUGGAAUUCUUUAAUUAAAAAAAAAAAGGAAAGAAA
Myotis daubentonii (Daubenton's bat) is the source of this 1619-nucleotide messenger RNA. RefSeq names its product mannose-6-phosphate receptor, cation dependent (gene M6PR). Gene Ontology annotation, cellular component: endosome; Golgi apparatus; trans-Golgi network. Lineage: Eukaryota; Metazoa; Chordata; Mammalia; Chiroptera; Vespertilionidae. Gene Ontology annotation, biological process: protein targeting to lysosome. Gene Ontology annotation, molecular function: protein domain specific binding. The record is from RefSeq and is a predicted model, not a curated record.